UUCAACACCUUUUCCGCGAACAUUAAACGGCCCUGCUUCCUGUGUUUACCUCCGUGUUUCUAGCUGUGUUUCCUUCUCUAAUGGAGCUUUUCCUGAUGUUUACGGUUAUUUUAAUCAUAGUUGCCUAUUUUGGUGAAAGUCUUGCUAACUUGAAUGGCUCUUCGAUAGAUUUCGACUCGUUCAGGAAAAAGUUUCACCGUCUGUAUGAAGUCAACAGCGAGGAAUUUAGCCGUCGUCAAAUCUAUUUUCAGAAUGCUGCAAUGCGACAUAAAUACCUGAACUCAUUUUCCACAGAGUCACAGGCUGCCACGUACGGCAUUAACCAGUUCUCUGACCUUUCACAGAUGGAAUUCAGAGAUGUUUACCUUCGAGCAGAAAGCAGCAGAGCUCCAGGCUUCACUGGAUUGACUAGAACGGGGCUCCCGGCCAAAUUUGACUGGAGGGAUAAGGGAGUGGUGGCACCGGUCCAGAACCAAUUAGCAUGUGGGAGCUGCUGGGCGUUUAGCACAGUCGGUGCCAUACAGUCUGUCCAUGCUAUGGGAGGCUCGCAACUGGAGCGGCUCAGCGUGCAGCAGGUUCUGGACUGCUCCUAUAAAAAUGAGGGCUGCAAUGGAGGCUCCCCCUCCCUCGCCUUUGCUUGGUUAGAACAGAGCAGAGUGAAGCUGGUGAGGCACUCAGAGUAUCCAUAUGAGGCCAAAACAGGAAUCUGUCAUUUCUUCUCCCAGUCUCAUGAGGGUGUUGCUGUGAAGAACUUUACCCUGCAUAGCUUCAGUGGUCAAGAGGAGGCGAUGAUGGGUCAGCUGGUGCAGUUUGGUCCUUUGGCUGCUAUUGUGGAUGCUGUCAGUUGGCAGGAUUACCUUGGAGGCAUUAUCCAGCACCACUGCUCCAGCCAAUGGUCCAACCAUGCUGUUCUGGUUGUUGGAUACGACACGACUGGGGAUUUACCUUACUGGAUUGUGCAGAACUCCUGGGGAACUACAUGGGGGGAUCAGGGUUAUGUUUAUAUAAAAAUUGAUAGCAACCUCUGUGGUGAGUUCAUCCACUUUAAUGCAUUUUUAUGCAUUAUUAGAGUGUCCUGUUGGUUGUUAACCACUCUUCUUUUGGGUUUCUUCCCAGGUAUUGCAGACUCUGUUGCAGCUGUUUUUCUGUGACAGCAGCUUGUUUGAGUCAGCUCUGUGUGUGUGUGCUUCCCUUUGCCAGAAUGAAAUAACUAAUCUAUUCAACGUCAGUGUCACUGUGGAUAAUGCUUUUAUUAAAAUGUAGCCAUCUUGUGUCACUAAAACAAAUAAAUCCCUUCAUAUGUUUGCAAA
Girardinichthys multiradiatus is the source of this 1310-nucleotide messenger RNA. RefSeq names its product cathepsin O (gene ctso). Gene Ontology annotation, molecular function: cysteine-type endopeptidase activity. NCBI's taxonomy places the organism in Eukaryota, Metazoa, Chordata, Actinopteri, Cyprinodontiformes, Goodeidae. The record is from RefSeq and is a predicted model, not a curated record. The transcript is spliced from 7 exons. Gene Ontology annotation, cellular component: lysosome. The coding region runs from base 81 to 1151 and encodes 356 amino acids.